Aspergillus pseudonomiae is the source of this 1096-nucleotide messenger RNA. Its product is annotated as fumarylacetoacetate hydrolase family protein. Gene Ontology annotation, molecular function: catalytic activity. The record is from RefSeq and is a predicted model, not a curated record. NCBI's taxonomy places the organism in Eukaryota, Fungi, Ascomycota, Eurotiomycetes, Eurotiales, Aspergillaceae. The coding region runs from base 203 to 1003 and encodes 266 amino acids. The transcript is spliced from 2 exons.
GUUGUCACGCAUAUACCAUGUCUCAUGUCACUGGCACGAAGAAAUAGCCAUCAACCCUGGUUAUCUAGCCAUGUUGCCUAAUCCUAUUCUCUGUAUCGUCUUUAUUCCCACCAAGUAGGCUGACAGUUUUUCCCCCUCGGCCAUGUAGCGUCUCAUCCGCUUUCUAGCUACAGAUGGUCACAUUUACUAUGGUGAUGCCAUUAUGCCCACUGGUGUCAGUGACAUUGGGAAAGCGACUAGGGCACAGGUGAUUCAGGGGGAUAUUUUUGGCCAGCAUCAAGUCACAAACCAAGUGGCUGAGGUUAAAACGCUCCUCGCACCAUUGGCGAGGGAGGACGUUGCGACGGUGCGCUGUUUGGGACUGAACUAUGAGCAGCAUGCGAGAGAAUCCAACCUCCCCAUCCCCAAGUAUCCGGUCCUCUUUUACAAGCCCAUCACAGCCAUUACUGGUCCGCAUGAUGAUAUCCCCGUAUGUUCUAUGGCGCAAGAUGGGGAGGGACUGGACUAUGAAUGUGAGUUAGUUCUUGUCAUUGGCAAAGAAGCCAAGAAUAUUCCUGAGGAGCAUGCUUUGGAUUAUGUACUCGGGUAUGCUGUAGGAAACGAUAUUUCCCAUCGUGAUUGGCAGCUCAAACGUGGCGGAGGACAAUGGGGGUUGGGCAAAGGCUUCGAUGGUUGGGCACCUUUUGGACCAGGCAUCGUCUCUUCAAAGCUGAUCCGCAAUCCCAACGCCCUAAAUAUCUCAACUAAGGUCAAUGGUCGAACGGUCCAGUCAUCAUCAACUAAAGAUAUGAUAUUUGGGGUCGCCAAGAUGGUGUCAUUUCUCUCCCAAGGCACCACUCUACUGCCUGGUGACCUAAUUUUCACCGGAACGCCACAGGGUGUUGGGAUGGGCCGGAAACCUGCAGCUUGGCUUACAAAUGGCGAUCAGGUUGAGGUCUCUCUGGAAGAUGUGGGUUCGUGCGUUAACCGAGUCGCCUUUGAAAAGCCAUCAUCUAAGCUAUGAAAGAGACCGUUUAGAAUUAGAUGAAUCUUUAGCAGGUACUACAAGACUGGAAAGAUUUGCCUUGUCUGCCGUGGAAACAUGAUCGCUAUGGAU